This is a messenger RNA of Choloepus didactylus (southern two-toed sloth), 3494 nucleotides long. It is a transcript of the gene CCNL2, whose product is annotated as cyclin L2. Gene Ontology annotation, molecular function: cyclin-dependent protein serine/threonine kinase regulator activity. Gene Ontology annotation, biological process: regulation of transcription by RNA polymerase II. Bases 1964 to 2863 code for a protein of 299 amino acids. Gene Ontology annotation, cellular component: nucleus. The record is from RefSeq and is a predicted model, not a curated record. The transcript has 7 exons. NCBI's taxonomy places the organism in Eukaryota, Metazoa, Chordata, Mammalia, Pilosa, Megalonychidae.
UUCUUGGUAAUAACUGCCUGACCCGUAUCUUCCAGAUAAUCGUUAUGUACCUUCAGGUGUUGGAGUGUGAGCGUAACCAACACCUGGUCCAGACGUCAUGGGUAGCCUCUGAGGGUAAGUGACUAAGACUUCUCCUCUGCUGCCCAAGUGCUUUGGUGCAGGGACAGCGGCCGUCUUCAGCUCUCCACAGAAGGCUGCUCUAGACAGGUGGUAUGCGUCCGGUAGCGUGGCGCUGGCCGACUGGCGCGGUGGUUCUGGCGAUCAUGCUGUUUGUUAACCCCGUCCUGCUUUGAUCAUUGUACCGAUCAGACCAAUAACUGUCUUGACUUGAGUUUUGUCCCUUUAAAACUGUUCCUGUACAAGAAAGAUGCAAUACCUUUUCCUUAAACAAAAAAAAUUCCAUGGAAAGCUGUAAGAAUUGAGGUGUCCAGUUGGCCUCUGGGUAUUCAGACUGGCAGUAUGGGAUUAUGUCAUUACUUCCCAAAGUCCUAAAGUUGCCCUUUGUAGCAGCCAAGUGUUGAAAUAUUCUGGUAAAAGGUGUGCAUCUUUAAAUUGUUUCAUGGGCACUGUUUAUAUUGUAACUUAUUACAAAUAUAGCAGUAAGUUUAAAUAUCUGUUUUGAGGACUUCAUUUAUUUUGUUUUUAGGACUUAAAUGUUAAAGAAUCACUAUCACUCUUCUCUUUGAAUACUUAAACAUUUUAUUAGAACCAAGACAGUGUCUACUGCGGGCUCUGUACAUAAACAUGUGAUCUGUUCAACUGCAAAGUAGUUUCCAAAAGUAGGAUGGUGCUGUCUUCACAGCAGCUUUUUCAUGACUGUCUCACAAUGCCUAGAGCGAGAACUUUGAGAACCAGAUGCUGAUACAGGCAUCUGUAGCAUUUGUGGUCUAGAAAUGUCUGAGUGGGUCUGUACAUUACUGUCUGCAGGGUUUAGGGAGGGGGCGUAAAGUAAAAUAAUGGUUUCUCGCUGUGGGUAGGGGCAGUAAAUGUAUUGCUUAUUCAGCUGUUCCCUCAUGGAAUUAAUUGUUUUUGUAAUAUUGAAAAACCUAAUAUCUGAUUGUAGUCUAUUAAGUCUUAGAGAAAUGCAGCUUAAGGACAAUGUUGAAAAUGUGGCCAGUUUUAAAAAGCGUUAACUUUUUUAAAGAUGCACAUGUUUUGUAUUUUUGUAUCUUUUAAAGUAUGGACAAGUUUUUUAAAUGUACUGAUGUGAUGAAACUCUUAGUAUUUUGUUGCUUUUGUCUGAUCUUAUGAAUGUUCAUUUUAAGACUCCUUGUUGAAAUGGGACAAUUUGGAAACGGUUCUUUGCUAAGCCUGAGAAGAGGACGUCCUUUGGGUGUAGAGCUCUCUUCUGCAUGACAUCCCCAUGCACCCGAAUCGCACCCAGGGCCGUUUUGCCCUCUACGUGGACUCCCUUCUGGAAGCACUCGGCUGCCAAGAGGAGGAGGGACAGGCUGUGAGCGCCCCACGGAGAAGAGGAACCGAGAGGAGGGCUUGUCUCCACAAGCCGUGUGGGCCUCGUGCUCACCCAGCUGUUUGAGUUUGCAUGCUUCUGUGCGCUAUGGAUUUUGAGCAUUUAGAUUGUUUUCAUCAAAUACAUUUUAACCACUACGGUAGACAUUUUCUUUCUGAGGCAUUGUGCUUUGCAUGAGAGCAGACUGAGAGUGAGGGGGAAAAGUAAAGUUAAAAUUGGUUCUCUCAUAUCAUAGCAAUAUGUAUUGUCUGACAUUCAGCCAGCUUUUUUUUCUUUUUCUUUUUUUCUUUUUUUUAAUUUCCCUGUCUUCCUGUCAGAAAAAGCAGCUAGAAUGAUUCUCCAUUAACUCCUGAGAUUCACGGGCCUGUCUAGCUCUGAGUCCUGGCAUUAGACCACUUAGAGGCGUAGUGACUUUAUCUAGGCGGAGCAGGCGGAGACCCUGGGUUGUGAGGCGUGCUGCAAUUCUUCCUGCGUUUGGUUUUCAGGAAUUACAUGAACGACAGCCUCCGCACCGAUGUGUUUGUGAGGUUCCAGCCUGAGAGCAUCGCCUGCGCCUGCAUUUACCUCGCCGCCCGGACGCUGGAGAUUCCUUUGCCCAAUCGUCCCCACUGGUUUCUUUUGUUUGGAGCAACUGAAGAAGAAAUCCAAGAAAUCUGCCUAAAAAUCCUGCAGCUUUAUACCCGGAAAAAGGUUGACCUGACACACCUGGAGAGUGAAGUUGAGAAGAGGAAGCGGGCCACGGAGGGGGCACGGGCCCAGGCACGGGGCUUGCUGCCAGGUGGCCUGCAGGGCCCAGACGGCACGUCAGGGUUCUCGCCCACCCCCAAGCCAGAAUCCCCCAAAGAAAGUAAAGGAAAUAAGCCUUCUCCACUCUCUGUGAAGAAUGCCAAAAGGAAGACGGAGGGCACAAAGAAAGCCAAGGCUGACAGCCCCGUGAAUGGCUUGCCAAAGGCAGGAGAGAGCCGGAGCCGGAGUCGGAGCCGUGAGCAGAGCUACUCAAGGUCCCAUUCGCGAUCCGCCUCUCCCAAGAGGAGGAAAAGCGAAAGUGGCUCGACGUCCAGCGGGUCCAAGUCCCAGAGCCGCUCGCGGAGCCGUAGUGACUCCCCUCCGAGACAGGUGCACCCUGGCGCUGCCCACAACGGCCCCAAGGUGAGGGGCUACCGGAAGGCCAAGGACUGCAAGUACACUGCCACCCAGAAGCCACCCAAGUCUCGGAGCCGGAGCUCAUCCCGCUCACGGAGCCACUCCCGGGAACGGGCCGACAGCUCUGGAAAAUACAAAAAGAAGAGCCGCUCCUGCAGAGACCAGCGGCGGGAGCGCUCACGCUCCUGCGAGCGGACCGCCCAUCGCUACGAGCGGGACCACCCCGGGCACCGCCGGCACCGCCGGUGAGGCCUGGUGCUGGUGCUGGCCCUUCUCCACCUCUGUGGACCUUGGGAUGAAUUUGGAGGUGAGGUUGGGGGGCCGGCGUGGUGCCCUGAACACCCAUCCCAGCCCCAGCGGGUCUGCAGCCCGGCUGAGGCCCACCCCCCAUGAGUGUGGCCCCGCUCAACCUGGCCCCACCCAGGGCGCUGGCUCCCGUGGCUGCUGUGUGGUGCUAACGGCAGGCCGUCCCCUCUCCCCCCUGGACUGAUGCGCAAUUACGUGAAACCAAGGUGAUUUGUAGAGCCUUUGCCUAUAUUAGGUCGUACUUAUGUACAUACUUUGCGAUGUUCAACCAGAUGAGAAAAUGGCCUUAACAGCCCCUCGUUCUCUGUCCAUGUUGUAAAUAAAUGUGUUUAAUACAAGGUAAAGCUAUAUAUCAACAUUUCACAACUUGAACUCUUGUCAGCUUAAAACUUGUGUAGAGAAUUCUGAUUUUUAAAAUGUGAAGGUAUUUAGAUCUGUGUUGAAAGUCGUAUAUUUUUAUGUGUGCAAUGCUGAGUGCAGGUCACCAGCUCCUAACAGAGAAGUUUCCUAUAUAUGCAUUUUAUGUGGUUUAAAUAAACUCAGUUCUCUCUACUCAGGACAUUUGGAAUGCUAA